Molecule: messenger RNA, 1496 nt
Organism: Hypoxylon fragiforme
Lineage: Eukaryota; Fungi; Ascomycota; Sordariomycetes; Xylariales; Hypoxylaceae
Product: mitochondrial carrier
Exons: 4
Coding region: 376-1371 (331 amino acids)
Biological process (GO): succinate transport; transmembrane transport; fumarate transport
Source: RefSeq, a predicted model, not a curated record
GAAGGUUUAGAAGAAUCUGAUUUCUUUAGCUCUUACAUCUAUCUCAUGCUACUUCUUACCCAUCGUCUUUCACACACAAUCCUCAUACCUUAGGUACAUUCCAGACGACGUUGUUUAGCUCCUAUUCCUCCCUCUCCCCCUUUUUUGUUGUUGUCUCGCUUGACCUCGGCCAAAAGAAUUGUCGAAGAAGUCUUCCUUUGUUCCCGUCUCCCUCAUAUUCCGACUAGGUACCUAAGCAUUGGUGACGUCCCUUGCAUGUGAUUAUAUCCCCCAGGAACUCAUUUCCACUUUCCUUCUCGCCAGACCACCAACAUACGACUGGAACCAACCACAGAGUAGUAAAAGGGGCGCAAGCCCAAAUCACAGAACAACGCAAUGGCGACGAAAGUGGGAGGAAAAGAUGGCAAGGCGCCGCCGACGGCAGCCACUAAUCUCAUCGCUGGUGGAGGCGCAGGUAUGAUGGAAGCACUCGCAUGCCAUCCUCUAGACACAAUAAAAGUCCGCAUGCAGCUCUCCCGCCGCGCCCGCCAACCCGGCGCCCCCAAACGCGGCUUCAUCCGCACCGGCUCCGAGAUCGUGAAGCGCGAGACGCCCCUCGGCCUGUACAAGGGGCUGGGCGCCGUGCUCACCGGCAUCGUGCCCAAGAUGGCGAUCCGCUUCACCUCCUUCGAGUGGUACAAGCAGCUGCUCGCCGACUCCGAGACGCAGAUGAUAACGGGGCGGGGCACGUUUCUCGCCGGCCUAGCCGCCGGCGUGACCGAGGCCGUCGCCGUGGUCACGCCGAUGGAGGUCGUCAAGAUCCGGCUGCAGGCGCAGCACCACAGCAUGGCGGACCCGCUCGACAUCCCCAAGUACCGCAACGCCGCGCACGCGCUCUACACCGUCGUCAAGGAGGAGGGCGUCGGCGCGCUGUACCGCGGCGUCAGCCUCACCGCGCUGCGCCAGGGCAGCAACCAGGCCGUCAACUUCACCGCCUACACGUACUUCAAGGAAGCGCUGCUGCGCUGGCAGGAGAAGCGGAACGGCCAGGGCGUGGGGGCCGCGGUGCAGCUGCCCAGCUGGCAGACCACCAUCAUCGGGCUCGUGAGCGGCGCCAUGGGCCCCCUGAGCAACGCGCCCAUCGACACCAUCAAGACGCGGCUGCAGAAGACGCCCGCCGAGGAGGGCGUCUCAGCGUUUAGGAGGAUUAGCGUUAUUGCGGGGGAUAUGUUUAAACAAGAAGGUUUCCACGCAUUCUACAAGGGCAUCACGCCGCGCAUCAUGCGGGUGGCGCCCGGCCAGGCAGUGACGUUCACGGUGUACGAGUAUCUCAAGGAGAAGUUGGAGAAGAGCGGGCCGAGUAUUGUGACGGGUGGGAAAUAUGAGGAAUAGAUACGUACAUACUAGGUACCUAAUACCUGGGUAAAUAAUUAUGUCCGCGGCCAAGUGGACGGCGAUCCCUGGUUGGGGGUAAGAUAAGGUACCUAGGGUAGUAUGGGAAUCGACCGCCGUUUAUG